CAAACAAUGGAAAAAUCAAGUUUAAUAAUGGCUUCUGCGAUUAUCCUUUUCCUUCUUCUUAACCUCUCUGCUUCUGUGGCAGCUCCAACACCAGAAUCAAUCUACAACCCUUUCCUCCACUGCUUUUCAAACUACACAAAAUCUUCGGACCAAGUUUCCGACAUAGUUUUUGCUCAAUUCAACACUUCAUUUUCUUCUAUUCUCCAAGCCUACAUCCGCAAUGCCCGAUUCAACACCACUUCAACCCCAAAACCCUUACUUGUUGUCACUCCUAUGCGAGAAUCCCAUGUCCAGGGUGCUGUGAUUUGCUCCAAAAGCAUUGGAAUUCAACUCAAAAUAAGAAGUGGUGGCCAUGACUAUGAGGGUAUCUCAUAUGUCUCAGAUCAACCCUUUAUCAUCCUUGACAUGUUCCAGUUCAGGAAUAUCAGUGUGGAUAUACAGAACGAGGUUGUUGUGGUUCAAGCUGGUGCUACACUUGGAGAAGUUUAUUAUAGGAUUUGGGAGAAGAGUAAAGUUCAUGGCUUUCCUGCAGGGGUGUGUCCCACUGUUGGUGUCGGUGGCCAUUUGAGUGGAGGAGGGUAUGGUAAUAUGUUGAGAAAACAUGGGUUAUCUGUGGAUCAUGUUAUUGAUGCUAAAAUUGUUGAUGCAAAUGGUAGGAUUCUUGAUAAGGAAACUAUGGGGGAAGACCUAUUUUGGGCCAUUAGAGGAGGCGGCGGAGCAAGUUUUGGAGUUAUUCUAUCAUACACUGUUAAGUUGGUUGCUGUACCAGAAUCUGUUACUGUUUUUCGGGUUGUCAAGAGUUUGGAUCAGAACCAGAACGUCACUGAGGUUGUCUUUCAGUGGCAGCAGGUGGCGCCACACACUGAUGAUAGGCUUUUCAUGAGGAUGCUCGUGCAGCCUGUGACUUCUAAGGUUGUGAAGAAGACGAAAACCAUCAGAAUCACUGUUAUAGCUUUGUUUCUUGGAAGGGUUGAUGAAGUUGUCUCAUUAUUGAGGAAGGAGUUUCCUUCUCUUGGUUUGAACAAGGAAAAUUGCACUGAAAUGAAUUGGAUUGGUUCUGUGCUUUGGUGGGCUAAUUUUGAUAAUGCUACAAAACCAGAAGUUCUACUUGACAGGAAUGAUAAUUCAGAAGCAGGUUUCCUCAAGAGGAAAUCUGAUUAUGUGCAGAAAGCAAUUUCAAAAGAAGGGUUGGAAGGGAUAUGGAAGAAGAUGAUUGAAUUGGGAAAAACAGGAUUUGUUUUCAAUCCUUAUGGAGGAAGAAUGAGUGAGAUCUCGUCCGAUGCUACACCGUUUCCUCACCGUGCUGGGAAUCUGUUCAAGAUUCAGUACUCAGUGAAUUGGGACAAACCAGGAGUUGAUUUGGAAAACAAUUUUACUAGUCAAGCUAGGAGGUUGUAUAGUUACAUGACUCCAUUUGUGUCCAAUAGUCCUAGAAGUGCCUACAUUAAUUAUAGGGACCUUGAUAUUGGUACCAACAGUUUUGGAAAGAAUAGCUAUAAAGAAGGAGUUGUUUAUGGGGUCAAGUACUUCAAUAACAAUUUUGAGAGGUUGGUCAAGAUCAAGACUGUUGUUGAUCCAGAAAACUUUUUCAGGAAUGAACAGAGUAUUCCAAUUCAUCCGGGAUUGAACUCUCGUGCUGCUAAAUCUGGUGCUGGCAAAUUGUUAAACUCCAGCCUAUAUUGGAAACUAAUGGUAAAGGUGGUUUGCUUACUCAUACUUCAAACAUUCAUAUAAUUAUUGUAAUCAUACAUGGAC
Messenger RNA from Abrus precatorius (Indian licorice), 1755 nucleotides. RefSeq names its product berberine bridge enzyme-like 21. NCBI's taxonomy places the organism in Eukaryota, Viridiplantae, Streptophyta, Magnoliopsida, Fabales, Fabaceae. Bases 7 to 1734 code for a protein of 575 amino acids. The record is from RefSeq and is a predicted model, not a curated record. The transcript is spliced from 2 exons. Gene Ontology annotation, molecular function: oxidoreductase activity; FAD binding.